CAUUUUCAAGAUGGCAACCGUCGAGAUAUUUUCGCGGGUGGUAUUUGUGUUCUGAUAGCAUUCACGCAAUGCAAAGUGGGAAUUCGACACAUUGGUAUGGGAGAGGAUCACGACAUUACAGAGGUUCAUAUAGAGGAUGGAAUCCUUUUCAAGAAAGAUUUUCACAAAAAUAUUGGCAUAGACCUCUACCUAGAGAUCAACGUAGAUUUAACUUGGACUCAAGGAAUCGUUUAAGACAGCAAGAAUAUAUAGGCCAACCAGAUCCAAAACACAGAAAUUAUUUCUCACCACAGACUAGUUCAACUUUUAAUAGUGGUCCUUCAAGAGGAAAGAUAUUGAAAAAUAAAAGAUUUGUAUCUUACUACUAUACUUCAGAACCCAAAACAGAAGUUGAGAAGCUCGAAACAAACUUGGAGUCAACCAGUGAACAGAGAGAUUCAUCUGAAAAACAAGCACCUCAGAAAUCGAAAUGUAAAUUAUCUACAGUUGUUGUGGAAUCUUCAGAGAAUAUUCCAGUUGCAAACACUGAGGCUGGUACUAGUGGAAAUUUGGGAAUUUUUCUAGAAAGUUCAGAAAAUAAAGUUUCUGAAUCCAAAGAGAGAUUUCUGACUCAUAAAACUAAAAAGUCUGAAUGUUGUGUGACUGAAAAACCGGAGACACAAAAACAUAAUGACAGGGAACAACAGAACCAACGUUCUGUUGUAGACCAAAGCUCUUUCAGCGAGAAAGAUCAAAUAGCUAAACAGAAAAUAUUGAAAAUUAAAGAUAAAUCUUGCAAGUCUUCUGCCAGUUCUGAAGUUAAACUAAAAGCUGAUUUUGAUAUACUUUCCAAUAGUACAUUAAAAUUACAAGAAAUGAACCCAUCUGUAGAAAAGAAAGUUUCUCCUGGACUGAGCAAAGAAAAAACUUGUUUUGAUGAUCUUCCCAAAACAUCAAAAAAGAGUUUAGGUGGAAUGGGUGGUUCUAUUAGUAAAGAGAAAAUGUUAAGUGAAAAAACAUUCAGCCAUAUUAGCGGUGUCCCAAUGAAAGACAGUGUAAGUAAUGUAAAGAAAUCUACCUCUGAAUUACAGAAAGAACAUAUUAAAUCAUCCUGUGAAAAAGGAGAUUCCUGUAAAAAUUCACCAAAGGCACCAGUGACUAAUAUUUUUACUAAGUUAAAACAAGAGGGUAGAGCUAAAAUGAGUGCACCCUCUAAAGGGGAUCCUAUGCAGAAUCAAGCACUUUUAAAGUUGGCUGUUAGCAGGGAGACUACAAGCCCAGCGGCAAUGAUUCGGCAAGCGCCUCAUGAUAAGAGACCUAUAUCAGCUAGUCUACCCCUCUCUAAAAUGGCUGGUUUAAAAAAUAUCCUUAAUUCAUUCAUGAAAACUUCAAUCAGCCAAGUAUUAAGAACCAAAAUUGAUUCCCAGUCAGAAACCAGAUCCGAAAGCAGUGAUCAUUCCUCAACCCACUUAAGUGAGUCUUUAGAAAAAAGUGACUCAAAAGUAAAAAAUGAGACAAAAGACAAGGUUGCUGAAACUGUGGAAAAAACUGUAAAUACUGGGGAGACUCCUCAUGCCGAAAAUGAACAGAGAACUUCUGGUAACUCAAAAGAAGAAGAACACACUAGUGAAGAUCAUCCUGAUGAGAGUUGUGCAGACAGAAGUAGAAUAGAAUCCCUCAGUUCACCCCAAGCCAGACAACCAAUUAAAGCUAGAAAAACUUGUCCAAUUUCUUCAACUCCAAAAUCACCAGUUCCGCCAACUUCCUCACCGGUUCCUUCAACUCUUGGAGUUUUACAGAAUGCUGUAUUAACAAGACAACAAACAGUUUUGAAAGCAAUAACUGGGAAGAAGAAAAAAAAAUCGAGGCAUUUCAAGGGAGCUACCUAUGACUUGUACUUGAGUAAAAGAAAAAAGAAAAGCAAAGAGAGAUUAGGUGAAUUUUCCCAACAUAAGGAUGAUGCUUCUAGCAUAGCUGGUACAGAAACAACAGGUAGCUAUAUUGAUUCGGAAGAAGAAAGUAGUAGAGGAAGUGAAGAACUUAGAACUUCAUCAGAACUAUCUUUUCAAGAUGAUGAAUCUGAUUACAGUCGUUUGUCAUCUGGAAGAAAGAGUGCUGAGAUACCCACAAAUGAGAAUCGUGAUUAUGUUAAAACAGAAACACCCGUUUUUCAAAGUGAACAAAAACCUGAAGGGUUGAGUUUAGGAGACUCUCUAGAAAAACAAGACACUGAAGACAACUUGAUAGACAGUAAAAUCCAACAUCAGCAUGUAGGUGAAACUAGUAAAAAUGAGCAAAUGGAGGUUUCAGAUAGACCGUGCAGUCCUGUUACUUCACGCUGUCAUGAAGUAGAAAGAGUUGAAGAAAUGGAAGUGGACAACGAAGACUCCAUUCCUACCAAUGCUGACACUAAAGAAGAUGCUGCUGUCCUACCAACAGAAGAACCAGCUGUUCCUGAACCUUCAGACGUAGUGGUUGAUAAGAACGUUAAAAAGGCUGAAGAAGUUUCCAUAAUGAAGGAAGCUUCUGAUGAGAAUUUGAUGGCAACUUCUGAAACCAUUGAAAAUGGUUCUUAUGUCCCAAUGGAUACAAAAUCUUUUACUUCAAGUAUAGCAUCAAGUGUGAAAAGUAGACAGAGAGUAAAACGGCAUUUGUUAGAUGACCACGUUGACAUGGACUCCUUGAGCGUGUCGUCGUCCGUCUCCACAGGUUCGGACGUAUUUGGACAGAAGAAGGCCAAGAAAGCUUUUCGUGGCACCAUCGGUUCAGCGGUUGUUGUCCCAAGUCCUGCUGGUGAUGCAGGUCCUGGACUCUUGCCUCGUGUGGAGAUUGUGGUUGACAGCAAAUUUCCGUUGAUUUCAAGUUGCACGUGCCAGGGUACUCCUUUAGAUGCCAAAACCACUCAAACAGCUGAAGCCAAAAUCUAUUGCCAAGCUAUAGAUGCCAUCAGUGGCAGACUUGUCGGUUGCUGUAAUCCUGUUACUUCUCAUCAGCUUGUACGCCCUUCUGUAAAAAUACCUUUUACUGCCAUGUGUGAGGUUCACUUGUGGCGACUUGCCCACCACCAUUGUUGUCCCAGCUGUGGUGUCUUUUGUACUCAAGGUGACUUUGUACAGUGUGUUACAACUAACAAAGGGAAGCGUCAAAUACAUCUUUUUCACAAAAGAUGUAAAACAAUACAAGACAAUGGAGAGGACCCUCAGUGUCCACAUUGUGGACGAUCCUCGGGACUGAAGCCGAUUCGUCUCGAACUGAAUACUCCUACACCUCCAAUUUUCUACCUCAGUCAAAAGCCAUUGUUCACAGCACCCAAAGCGAAGAUGGCAUUUUCGAGACAGGUGGAAUCAAAACAGGAAGAGCAGGAAGAGACGGUUCCUUCAAGAUCGUUCCAGGUUCCAGAUACAGGAAAAGUUUUAUCGUCUGCUGGUUUACCUCUCGGGCCAGAUAGAACUCAGCUAGAGGCGCUACUGGUGGCUUUAGCUAGUGAUAAACUACAGAAUGUGAGAUAUACUGUCAAAAGUUUUUAUGCUCCAGCGAAAUCGGGGAACGUGGAGAAAAUUCUUCAGCUCAUUGCACUUGGUUUUGACCCCAACCACAAAUUUGAAGACCAUGACAAUGAGACUCCUCUUCAUGUAGCAGCCAGUUCUGGACAUUUAGUUGUUGUUCAUCUUUUACUUCAGGCAGGAGCUGUGCUUGAUCACCUGACCAACCAACUGUAUACCCCUCUGAUGUAUUCUGUGCAAGCUGGUCACACUUCAGUUGUCGAAUACUUGGUUAAGGCAGGAGCUCAGUUGGAUGCCAGAGGAGAAGAUGGAAUGACAGCUCUACAUCUGGCUGCUAGGUGUGGUAGUGUUGAAAUAUGCAAAGUGUUAUUGGACACGGGAAGAAUUAACGUUAAUAUUCAGGAUGACGGAGGAUGGACUCCAGUCAUCUGGGCCUCGGAACACAGCAAGCCGGUUGUUGUAAGACUGUUAUUGGAGCGAGGAGCAGAUCCUAACUUAAGAGAUAAUGAAGAAAAUGUAGCACUACACUGGUCAGCAUUUUCUGGAUGUUUGGAGAUUUCUCAGCUGUUUUUGGAUAUUGGUUGUGAUUUAGGAGCUGUAAAUGAACAUGGCGAUACACCCUUGCACAUUGCAUCUCGACAAGAUAAUUAUGAUUCUGUAGUCCUUUUUCUUGCACGAGGAGCAGAUGUUGAAGCUCAGAACAAAGAAAAUGAGCUACCUAUUGCC
Molecule: messenger RNA, 4208 nt
Organism: Limulus polyphemus (Atlantic horseshoe crab)
Lineage: Eukaryota; Metazoa; Arthropoda; Merostomata; Xiphosura; Limulidae
Exons: 17
Molecular function (GO): p53 binding; histone methyltransferase activity; zinc ion binding
Source: RefSeq, a predicted model, not a curated record